Rhodamnia argentea is the source of this 3156-nucleotide messenger RNA. Its product is annotated as probable disease resistance protein At4g27220. The record is from RefSeq and is a predicted model, not a curated record. Gene Ontology annotation, molecular function: ADP binding. NCBI's taxonomy places the organism in Eukaryota, Viridiplantae, Streptophyta, Magnoliopsida, Myrtales, Myrtaceae.
AUGGCCGAGGCAGUUGUCACGUCCGCCGCAGGGAACCUAGUUUCGAAACUUGUCGAGUGCUUGUUUGCUUCCAUUGGACGCCAAUUUGGGUACGUGCUGUGCUACAAGAGCUACGUCCAAGAUCUCCAAAAUGGAGUCGAGAAGCUGGAGACUACCAAGGAAAGGGUGCAGCACUCCGUCCAAGAAGCCGAGAAUAAUGGAAAACUUAUAGAAAAUGAUAUUAAGAAGUGGCUGGAGAGAGUGGAGAAUGAGGCUACGCAAGCACGAAACCUGUUAAAACAUGGUGAAAGUGCAAAAAAUGCUUGCUUCCGCGGGUGGCUUCCCAACCCCAUGGUGCGCCAUCCAAUUGGCAAGAAGGUGAAGAAGAUGACUCUAAUCAUUCAGGAACUCCACAACGAAAGCACAAAAGCCAUCUUCGAAAAGGUCUACUAUGAGGAUACUCCGAUAGGAAUUGUCACUGCUGCCACGUCCGCUGCGGGACCUGUUGACAAGGAAGAAGAUGUCCUGGAUUCCAGGGCCAAAAUCGUGGAAAAUCUGAUGAAGGCAAUAGUUGAUGACAAGGUCUGUGUGGUUGGGGUGUGGGGACCAGGUGGGGUUGGCAAGUCCAAGCUUUUGGAGGAUGUCGAAAGGCGAGCUAAGCAAGAGAAGCUAUUCGAUGUGAUUGCUGUGGCAAAUGUAUCACGCAAUCCAGAUCUAAAAAGAAUCCAACGAGAAAUCGCUUCUACAUUGGGUCUGAAGCUAACGAACGAUGAAACUGCUCGUGAGAGAGCACAUCGUUUGUACAGUAAAUUAGAGAAUGAUCCUAAAAGGAAGAUUCUCAUUGUUUUAGAUAAUUUGUGGAAGAAGCUAGAGUUGAAGGAAGUUGGAAUACCUUGCGGGGAUGAUAAUAAAGUGAGAGGCUGCAAGUUAUUGCUAACGUCUAGAUACCGAGAUGUUUUACGCACUGGCAUGAGCACUGACCGAGAAAUCCGACUCAACCAGUUGGAGCAUGGAGAAGCCCGAAGACUGUUUGAAAGGAUAGUUGAGGACAGAGUCAACGAUCCUGAUUUUAAACCCUUGGUGGAUAGAGUGGUCGAGAAUUGUGGUGGCUUGCCUCUUUUGAUUCUGUCGGUGGCAAAAAGGUUGAAGCAUGGAGAUAUGGCCGAAUGGAGGAAUGCUUCGACCAAUAUAAAUUUGUCGGAUGCAAAAUCAAUAGUGGAACUAAAUUACAAUGACUUAAAAGAUGAGAGGAUCAAAUCAUUGUGCUUGGUUUCUGCUAUAGACUCUGGGAAUAUUCUCAUGAGGUGUUCCCUUGGGUACUGCAUCGGUUUGGGUUUAUAUAAAAAGUUCAAGACCAUCGAAGACGCCAGAGAUAUGUUGAUUAUGGAUCUACAUAGCCUGCAAGACUCUUCUUUGUUACUAGAUAGUGAUGACAUGGAAGAAUUCAAUAUGCAUGACAUAGUUGUUGACGUGGCCAUCUCUAUUCCUUCUACUCAAUGGAACGGCUUGGUUGGGAGGGAGGAUUAUGGGUUUAAAGACUGGUCAAAGGAUGAGCUAACAAAAUGCACCGUAAUGUCCUUCAAUUUUGUUGGCAUUGAUGAGCUUCCUAAAAAAUUGGAUUGCCCAAACUUGAGGAUGCUUGGGUUAGCCGAAGAUAACCCGUCUCUCAAAAUUCCCGAGUCAUUUUUUGAAUCUACGGAGAUGCUCCGAGUCUUGGACUUGACUUGCUUAUCUUUCACCUCUCUACCUUCAUCCAUUGAGUUCCUUGAAAACCUCAAGUCCCUAUAUCUUGAUUACUGCCAUCUAGAGGAUGUGACUAUUCUUGGAAAGCUGAAAGGAUUGCAGUUCCUUAGUUUCCACAGAUCUGCAAUCGAUCGGCUGCCCAAAGAAAUAGGUGGACUAACAGAAUUGCGAUUUUUGGACUUGACAGGGUGCACUGGGCUCAAAGUUAUCGAACCUGGAGUGCUUGGAAGCUUGGUGAAUUUAGAAGAGCUGUAUAUGGAGGACAGUUUUGAUCAGUGGGAGUCCGAGGGUGAAGCACCGCAAAGCAACGCCAGCCUGGCUGAGUUGAAGAACAUGAAAAAGUUAAGCACUUUGUACAUUUCCAUCCCUCAUUCUGCCUUUCUCCCGGGAGACCUUCCAUUUGGGAAACUGAACAAGCAUAAAAUUCAAAUUGGGGACGUUUGGGAUUGGUCGGGCGAAUACAAAGAAUCCAAAAAUUUAAAGCUCAAGUUGGAUUCGAGCAAUCUUCUUCUUGAAGAGUGGGUGUCAAAUUGUUUGCAAAGAACGCAAGAUCUCCACUUGGAUGGAUUGCAAGAUGGCAUCGACAACAUUCACGAUUUGUGCGUCGAAGGAUUUCAUGAAUUGAAGCAUCUUCAUGUACAAAAUAGCCCCUCAUUCCAGUAUCUUGUUCGCUCCACAGAGAAUGUCCAGUGCACUGCCUUUACUAGAUUGGAAUCUUUGUUUCUCGAAAAUCUGAAUAACUUGGAGAAGAUAUGUCGCGGCUAUCUUGCCCUAGAAUCCUUCAGCAAACUAAACAUUAUGAAAGUGGAUAACUGUGGUGAAAUAAAACAUUUGGUUCCUUUGCCUAUGAAGAGAAUAAUGUCGCAGCUUGAAGAGAUUGAAAUAAGCAGAUGCCACUCGAUGCAACAUAUUGUCCCAGGCGCCGAGGCGGAUGAAGGCGGAGAUGAAAUAGAUGAUGAUAACGAAGUGAAGUUGUACAAUUUGCGUAGGUUGACCUUACGAAGCCUGCCAAAGAUGACGAGUUUCUGUAAAAUAGAGAGGCAUUCGGUCGACUUCUUUGACGGACAACGGUUAAUAAAGCUACAGAGUUUGGAAGCCAUAACCAUUGAAAGUUGCCGGUUAAUAGAAGAAUUAUUCGACCUUGAAGGGCUGACAACCAAUGGGGAAGUCGAGAUUCUGUCACGAUUGAGAGAAUUAACCCCGAGUGACUUACCAAGUUUGGGACGCAUAUGGAGCAAAAAUCCGCGAAGAACAUUGAGUUUCCGAAACUUAAGUGCACUAAAGGUGCAAAACUGUGAGAACUUGAGGUUUCUUUUUUCUUCUUCCAUGGCUAAAGCACUUGGGCAAAUAAAAGAAAUAGAAAUAGCGAAUUGUACUGAUGGAGGAAAUUAUGGUAGCGCAAGAAGAGGAAUUGGAGGAAGCUGCCACCUCUGA